UCAGGGAGGAUCGGGAAUAUCCCAGAACCCAGGAGGGCUUGGCCUGGGGGUCAGACCCAAGCAUUCAACUCCAAACCCAGUUCGCAGUGUUGCUGCUUUUCAGAUGCCCAGUGGGAUACCUGAGGACUUGAUCCAAAGUAGAAGUGGGAAAAGAAACCCAGGUGCCCUUCUGGCCCUGAGACCUCGGGCUGUUUGUCUUCUGCCUUCAGAUGCUGCUAGAAGCGCACAGGGUCUUUCUGGAUUGAUUUCAACUUCUCUUGGUCUCACGUGGCAACUUCUUACUGUUCCCUGCCACAGGUGUAGAAAACUCACAUUCUGCUUAGCUGUGGUCUCCCGGGGUCCGACAGACCCUCUGAGUCCUGCUCCUUUCUUCUUUUCUUCAGUCUGAAUGCCCCUGCCAAGCAUGACUGCCUCCCCGGCCCCCACCCCUUACUGGGAUGGCUCCCCUACAAUGGCCCUGCUGGUCCUGCCCCACCCUUGGGCUCCAGCUCAGCCACUGAAGCUGCAGCUCUCCGGUUACCCAGAGGGGAGGGAGGGCAGGCAGGCAGGCAUCUGGGUUGCAGGACCUCCAUGCCAUGGGCAGUGCAUGCCCAAGCUCUCCAUCUCACACUGAGACUGUGGCAGCGUGGGCUAUUUGUGCCGAGCCCUUUGUGUUUCAGAGAGGGACGUAGAAGACCUCACUGCCGGCCUGGCACUUCAUAGAGACUCAGGAAAAAGGGAUGAGCUGGCUCUAUUCCUGCAUCUCUUUUUGCUCGAUUUACCUGGCAGCUUCCAGACUGAAAGCUGUAGAGACGGCAGAUGGAAAAUACGCACAGAAGUUGUUUAAUGACCUUUUUGAAGAUUAUUCCAAUGCCCUCCGCCCAGUGGAGGAUACAGAUACAGUCCUGAAUGUGACGCUGCAGAUCACACUGUCUCAGAUCAAGGACAUGGAUGAAAGAAACCAAAUUCUGACCGCCUACCUAUGGAUUCGCCAAACCUGGCAUGACGCGUAUCUCACGUGGGAUCGAGACCAGUAUGAUGGAUUGGAUUCCAUCAGGAUUCCCAGCGAUCUCGUGUGGAGGCCAGACAUUGUCCUGUAUAACAAAGCCGAUGACGAGUCUUCAGAGCCUGUAAACACCAACGUGGUCCUGCGCUAUGAUGGGCUCAUCACCUGGGACUCACCCGCCAUCACCAAGAGCUCCUGCGUGGUAGAUGUCACCUACUUCCCCUUCGACAACCAGCAGUGCAACCUGACCUUCGGUUCCUGGACCUACAACGGCAACCAGGUGGACCUCUUUAACGCCCUGGACAGCGGGGAUCUCUCCGACUUUAUCGAAGAUGUCGAAUGGGAGGUCCAUGGUAUGCCCGCUGUCAAGAAUGUCAUCUCCUACGGCUGCUGCUCAGAGCCUUACCCGGAUGUGACCUUUACCCUCCUGCUAAAGAGGAGGUCCUCUUUCUACAUCGUCAACCUCCUCAUCCCCUGUGUCCUCAUCUCUUUCCUGGCACCCCUGAGUUUUUACCUGCCGGCAGCCUCGGGGGAGAAGGUCUCCUUGGGAGUGACCAUCCUAUUGGCCAUGACUGUAUUCCAGCUGAUGGUGGCUGAGAUCAUGCCGGCGUCCGAAAAUGUGCCUCUGAUUGGCAAGUACUACAUAGCCACCAUGGCCUUGAUCACGGCCUCCACCGCCUUGACCAUCAUGGUGAUGAACAUCCACUUCUGCGGGGCGGAGGCUCGGCCGGUGCCUCCCUGGGCCAGGGUGGUCAUCUUGAAAUACAUGUCCAGGAUCUUAUUUGUCUACGAUGUGGGUGAAAGCUGCCUUAGCCCGCACCAGGACAAGGAGCAGGGCCCCCACCUCACCAAGGUUUAUGACAAACUCCCAGAGUCUAAGCCGCAGACACUCAGGAACAAAGCCCUUUCCAGAAAGAAGGAAAUGAACAAACUCAUAACGAAUGACCUGGGGGGCCAGGCGCACAGCACCGUGGGUGCCGAUGGUGACUGUGUCCGGUACAAAUCCCUAACGAGGAAUAUCGAGUACAUCGCCAAGUGCCUCAAGGACCACAAGGCCACCAACUCCAAGGGCAGUGAGUGGAAGAAGGUUGCGAAAGUCAUCGAUCGUUUUUUCAUGUGGAUUUUUUUCAUUAUGGUAUUUGUGAUGACUAUUUUAAUCAUAGCGAGAGCAGAUUAGUGGCCAUUUGACAUGUGAGGACAUAUUCAUAAAUUACCUUGUGAUCUACUCCAAGCUUCUUCUAAGCCAGACUUUUGCUCAUAUAUAAUCCAGUGGUUAGAUUGUCUGUGAUUUUUAUUUUUAACUUCAAAUAAAUAUCAUAGCAGCUUGUCAGUUUCAAUUAAGCAGGAGAUCUAAAAUUUCAAGGGCAGAAAGAUGGAAGAAAAUAACAAAGUACAUCAUAUUGCUCUUUUAAGUUUAAAGCAAAAAUGAAAAAGGGAAACAAACUCAUUUUCUCCUUAGUCCCUAUUAAAAUAUCCUAUAAGAAAAGGAGAUUAGUCAUGUAUACCUUAAUGUGAUUUAAGGCAUGGUGGUGACUUCUCUAGGAAUGGUGCAGUUCAAAUCAGUUUUCAAAUGGCGGAAUAAAAGGCUUUGUCCCAGGUAAAUACAUUUUAAGAGUUAGAGGUGACAUGGGGAAAGAUAACUUUUCUUCAUAACAGUCACAUCUUACAUGUAGGUUGUAUUUUCUAUAACCCCUAAAGAUGUGGCCAUUCCUGCAAUGAGCGUUUGAGUAAAACAUGGUAGUCAGCAAGCUGGGCUCAUUGGCUUGUUUGUUCAGCUAGUCAUCAAAUGUUGUUUCUAAUGUAACGAAGUGAUAGAACACACAUUUACACUGGGUGUCAGCACAACUAGGGCACUGUCCUGCUCACUUGUAAUCUUUGUAACCCUUAGACAGGCAAGUAUGGCUGAUCUUGAGUUUCAGGUGGAAAGAGGAAAUGGGACUCAGCCCUCACUGUGACUCCACAUUGGACCAGGCCUGCUAAAGCCACACUGUUUUUGACCAUGAUAGAUUAUGAUUUAGGGUAGGAGAGACUGAGGAAUUUGUUUGCUUACUUUUCUAUCCUAAUUUAAUUCCUACAUGUCUCCAUUUCUUCCCUACUUCCAAAUGUGUGAUCAACCCCUCCCAUCCCUACCUUGAUUAAAAUAACCCAGUCUAUUCCCUAACUUCCAAUUCCGUAACUAUUUUUUCCAAUUAAAAACAGAGAAAAAAGAUUAAUUAAUUGAGGAAGGAGGGAAUGCUACUUAGAUUAGACAUAAUGGCAUUUAAAAAAAUGCUUGUGUUUAAUUAUUCAAAAAGUAUUUGUUAUGCAUCGUAUAGUUAAUGCUAAACCAGCCUUGGGAGGAACAGCUAUGAAGCUUGGUUUCUGCCCUCCAUCUUCAUGCUGCUCACGAUUCAGUGGAGACGAUGGUUAAGGUCAAGGACAAGUACAAAAUAGGGUGGAAAGAUUGACAGCCCAGAAUCAUGGACAAAGUGUCAUGGAAGUAAAGAUGAGGAGUCUUUAAGGGAAAGUUUAGUAAAGAUUUUGUACAGGACAUAAUAUUGGGAUGAAUUUUGAAGGAUAAGUAGGAGUUUUCCAGAGAAACAAAGAAAUAGGGUUUAGAUUAGAGGGCAUUAGGGAUAAGAGUGAGAGCAGAGCUUAGAAGAAUAAACACGUUGGGCUAGUCAUCAGUUAGACUGGUAAAAAAAUUGAGGAAACUUAAGGGGGGAUCAGACAACUUUAAUCAUAGAAGUGAUUUUUUCAGAAGUAAAUUUAUCAUAGUUGCAUAUGGUCGCACAAAACCAGAAAAUUGAUAUUUAUGUACUUUAAAUGGUUAUUUAUUCUUAAGAGCAAUGCUGUUGUAAUUUAUUCAAUUACUUUCCUCUUACCGGACAAGUGGUUUACUUUUUAUGUUCCAUGGUCUCCAAAGAGGACCAUGCUCUAAAGUCUUAGAACCUGUGAGUGUAAGUGACUUGACGAAUGCAAAGCACUCACCAACUGACAUGGAGACGGAGAGAGUUAUUUUGGGUUACCCAGGUGGGCCCAGAGUCAUCAUAAAGGGCCUUGUAUGUGGAAGAACAAGGCAGAAGACAGAACCAAGGAGAUGGCAUCAGGAGAAGGACUCUGUCACUGGGCAAAACAGAUGCUCUCACCCCACAUGGGUGGCAAGGAUUCAACCACCUGAACCAUCACCUGUCUGUCAAGAAGCUGCAGUUGGAAAUGGAGCAAGGACUCAAAACUCAAGCUCCACAAUAUGGAUGGUGGUUUUCCUAGGUGGCAGUUGACUACUAGGCUAAAUGACCAUCCCAGGAAUGUGUUUUUAAUUUAUUUUUCAGUUUGUGGAAAUACACAUUGAAGUUACUUCAUAAAAAGUGUAACAGUUAACCCCA
Ochotona curzoniae (black-lipped pika) is the source of this 4350-nucleotide messenger RNA. RefSeq names its product cholinergic receptor nicotinic alpha 9 subunit (gene CHRNA9). Gene Ontology annotation, biological process: nervous system process; regulation of membrane potential; monoatomic ion transmembrane transport. The record is from RefSeq and is a predicted model, not a curated record. Gene Ontology annotation, cellular component: synapse; neuron projection; postsynaptic membrane. Gene Ontology annotation, molecular function: acetylcholine-gated monoatomic cation-selective channel activity; transmembrane signaling receptor activity. Bases 720 to 2162 code for a protein of 480 amino acids. NCBI's taxonomy places the organism in Eukaryota, Metazoa, Chordata, Mammalia, Lagomorpha, Ochotonidae. The transcript is spliced from 5 exons.